CUACAGGCGGUCACUCGCCUCUGUGGCCCGAGAGUACGUAAUUCCACACCUCACGAAUACGUCCAGAAAGAUCUCUUCCCUUCUCUACACUCCCAGCCCUGCAGGCAUGUCGCUGGUAAAGCCUCUGAGGGUGGCCGUUGGAAAAAUGGAGGAACUGGGACGAUGCUGGUGGUUACAUUCCAUAUAAUGCCAGGCGAGCAGGCCGACAGUGUAUAG
Nannochloropsis gaditana CCMP526 is the source of this 216-nucleotide messenger RNA. RefSeq lists its product as uncharacterized. The annotation marks the transcript as partial. The record is from RefSeq and is a predicted model, not a curated record. The transcript has 2 exons.